Girardinichthys multiradiatus is the source of this 7548-nucleotide messenger RNA. It is a transcript of the gene klf12b, whose product is annotated as Kruppel-like factor 12b. NCBI's taxonomy places the organism in Eukaryota, Metazoa, Chordata, Actinopteri, Cyprinodontiformes, Goodeidae. Gene Ontology annotation, biological process: regulation of transcription by RNA polymerase II. Gene Ontology annotation, molecular function: DNA-binding transcription factor activity, RNA polymerase II-specific; RNA polymerase II cis-regulatory region sequence-specific DNA binding. The transcript is spliced from 6 exons. The record is from RefSeq and is a predicted model, not a curated record. Bases 241 to 1335 code for a protein of 364 amino acids.
CCCAUUCAUUUCCUGAGAACUGCCCGAGCUGAGCAGCUGAGAGGCAGAAGCGAAGGGGAGGGAGCCGCUCACACACAUUCACACAUACACACACACACACUUACACUCCGCACAUUCACGCAGAGUGAGAAGAGAAAAGAGGAAAGGGAGAGGAGACGAGACAGUGGAACUGUGGAAGGGAAAACAGUCUCCUAGUCUCCGCGGUUCUGCAGCUUUUGACAAGGCAGCCUAAGAAACAGGAUGUUAAUGCUUGACGGAAUGCCUCCAGUCCGAGUCAAAGCCGAGCCCCUGGAAUCGGAACAAGGGUCACCUAAAGUUCGCCCUUACACUGCGAUGGAUGGCGUCCCCUUCUUCCUCAGCAGAGUAAAAUCUGAACCCCCUGAAGAUCUGCUUGCUCACGACCUCCACUUCCACACACAGACAGAACCCGUGGACCUGUCAAUCAACAAGCCCCGCCCCUCCUCCUUAUCCACCAACACCACUAGCACAACCUCCUCAUCGUCGCCCCCCCACAGAUCAGCCUUCUCCCCGUCUUCAUUGUCGUCAUCCUCCUCCUCCUCGUCUUCUCCGUCAGUUAUCACCUCUGCCUCUUCAGUGCUCACACCAGGCCCGCUGGUCGCCCCCGGAAGUGGGGUGAGAGGUCAGCCGUAUUUGCACAUUCUGCAGUCUGUGCCGCCGCCUCCGUCCAGCCCUCUGAGCCUGCACAGAGCCGGGAAGCUGGCCGGCCAUGUUCACCGCAUCCCAGUUGUGGUACAGUCACUGCCCCUCAUGUACACCACUGCAGUGCGAUCACCCUCCAGCCUCAACAAUGCUAUCAUGCUACCUCUACUGGAAGAGGCCAAAAGCCAGGGCAAAGCAGCACACACAGACCCCAACGGCCUGUCACCGAGGCAGAUCAAAAGCGACAGCGACGACGAUGACCUGCCGAACGUGACCCUGGACAGUGUUAACGAGACCGGCUCCACGGCGCUGUCUAUAGCCCGAGCUGUGCAAGACUCCAUGUCGCCGUUCAGUAUUGACAGCAUCCGACGCCCCCGGAGGUCAGAGUCACCGGACUCAAAGAAGCGAAGGAUCCACAGAUGUGACUUUGAGGGUUGCAAUAAAGUGUACACCAAAAGCUCACAUUUAAAAGCACACCGGAGGACGCACACAGGGGAAAAGCCAUACAAAUGCACCUGGGACGGCUGCACCUGGAAGUUCGCCCGCUCGGACGAGCUGACGAGGCAUUACAGGAAACACACAGGCGUGAAACCCUUCAAGUGUGCAGACUGUGACCGCAGCUUCUCCAGAUCCGACCACUUGGCCCUGCACCGGCGGAGACACAUGCUGGUGUGAAGCACAACAGGAGCAAUUAAGAGAAGAUGUCAGUGGAGCAGACACAUCCACACACACACACACGCACACACACACGCGCGCACACACAUACACACACACACACACACACACACACACACACACACACACAGGCAGCCAAGGGAGCAGGAUCUCCCUCUGAAUGUUCUUCAGCUGGCCUGGACGCCCAACAUCAAACACAGACACGUACACACACACGUUCUCAACCUUCACAAGCAGGUCAGGGACAGAGAAGCUGGAUGGACGGUCAAAGCAGAAAACAGGGUGACUUAUGGAUCCUCUUUGGAUUUGAAGGAAGUGAUGACAGGAUCUUUAACCGUCAUUGGCGAACAAUAGGGAAUUGUUUUUAACAGCACUGUUUGUUGAUGUUUCACUUUGAUUUUUAGGAUGAAGUGGCACUCUUUAAAUUUGGAUUUUACUCACUUUACAUUACAGCUGCUUUUCCAGCGUUCAUAAUGUGAAAGACCCCUUUGAAAUCACAGCCGGAAGAAGUUCAACCUGAAAUGGAUUUUACAGGAAAAGACUUGGCCUGAGUUGGAAUUACAGACAGUAUUGUUUUGCUUUGCCUCCCUGUGAGUUUAACAAAUGACCAGCAGAGGGCAGUGUUUGAUCAAGGAAGGUUUACUUGGACUUAGCUGUCACACCUAAGGCGUUUUCUUUGAGAAGCUAAAUGAGGGUUGGACUUUCACCUCUUCCCGCAGCCCGCAAAGUGCAAAUAACUUCACAUGGAUGGAUCCAUUUUAUCCCCACACCCACCCACUCAGCCAUUAGCUGCUUUCCUAAACAGUAGAAACUGGACACGCCUAAUCAUCACACCAGCAAAAAAGCACCAUUUUAUCACACGAACCUCAGACAACCCCAUACUUCAUCAGUGCUUUUCUUUAUUUUGAGCCUCUUUAAAGCAUUUUUUCAAGCAAAUCUUACGUGGAUUUUGAGCUGUGAUUAGCAAUCAGUAAAGUGCAAUCUUAAAGAAUAUAUAUAAAUAUAUAUAUAUAAACUUUCAGUAUGAAAAAUGUUUUCUUUAUUGAAUCUUGCUUUUUUUAAAUUACCUGCUUACUGCUUAUGUUUAAUUCUGACAAAUACAACCCCCUCAUGUACAGCGAACCUUAAAACAAUCAGAGGAGAGUAUGUGGAAAAAUGAAAAAAAAAACAACAGAGGCACCUUAAAGACUUUCAUUCUGUCCCCAUCUACCUGUACUCAUCAGUCAGCUCAUUUUUCCUCCGCUGAAAUUGAACCGAAACAAGGAAUUUUGUGUGGUAGUUUUUAUACAGCAAGGCAGCCCUUGACCACAAGCUGUCACUGACACCAGCUGAAGACUUACGGAGAUCAUUCUGUGCACAGAAGAGCAAUACAUUCUGAUCAAAGUGUUUGUUGAUGUCCAAAUCAGAGAUGGAGGUGUCCAGGUCAACCUCGCUCUUGUUUCUGAAGCUCAGAGUCACAAUGAAAUGGUCAUUCACUCCACAUCGUCUUACGUUUUUGUUUUUGUUGUUCAUAAACAUCACUUGAAAUGUUCUCACCUCACUUUGGGCAGUUUUUUGGGGUAUUACCAGAAGUCUGGUCAUUAUAAUGCAGGAGUUGCACACCUAGUUACACACAGGAUAUACACACAGUGCUUUGCAAGUCUUGGACUCUUUCACAUUUUGUCACGUUACAGCGACAAACAUCAAGGUAUAUUGUUGGGAUUUUACGUGGUAGACCUAAGGUAGUUGUAGUGCAUAGUUCUGUUCAGAUGGAAGAAAAUUGAGACAUGCUUUUCUAUUUCAUUGCAAAUAAAUAAAAAUUUGAAAAGUACAGAGCACAUAUGUCUUAAGCAUCCCUAGGUGAGUACAUUGUAAAACCAUCUUUUAAUGCAAUUUCAGAUGCAAGACUUUUCCCAACCAGCUUUGCACAUCUAGAGAAUGAAAUCUUUGCCCAUUCUUUACAAAAAUCACUCAGAUUAGAUGGAGAGCACCUGUAAACAUCAGUUUUAAAGUAUUGCCCCAGAUUUUCAAUUGGAUCUAUGUCUGGACUUUGACUGGGCCAUUCUAACAUAUGAAUUUGUAGCUCUCUCAGUAUGUUUAGGGUCAUCGUCCUGCUGAAAGGUGAACCUCCAGCCUAGUCUAAUUUUUGCAACCUCUAUAAAGGUUUCUGUCAGGAUUAAGCUCCAUUAAGCUUUCCCAUUCCUUUUGAAGAAAACCAUCCCCACAGCAUAAUUCUGCCACCACGGUGUUUCACAGAAGAGAUCGAGUGUUCAGUGUAAUGUGCAGUGUUAGUUUUCCUCCACACAGAGCGAAUUGAAUGUAGGCCAAAAAGUUAAAUUUUGGUCUCAUCUGACCAAAAUUUCCACAUGUUUGCUGGUUCCACUACAUGGCUUGCAGAAAACAUGAUUUAUUUCAGCAAUGGCUUUUCUUUAUGUCAGGCCAAAUGCCUAGAAAGCACAACCAAUAGUUGUUCUGCCAACAGAUUUUCCCACUUGAGCUGUGGAUCUCUGCAGCUCCUCCAGAGGUACCUGCUUCAAACAUGUCCACAACUUUAUCCACAACCUGUCUGCUGUGUUCCUGGGUUUUCAUGAUGCUCUUUCCUCAUUAAAGUCUUGUCGUAAAUCUCUGAGGCCUUCACAGAUCAGCGGCAUUUAUCUUGACAUUACGGUGGACUUUAUUUAUUAACUAGGGGGCUUCUUAAGGCAAAUGCACUGCACUUUAUUAAGGAGCAUCAUAAAGGGGGCACACAUAUGCACACUUAUUUGGGGGAAACAGUUUUCAAAAGCAUUUAUCACUUUUCUUCCAUUUCAAAAUGAUUAACCACUUUGUUUAGGUCUAUAACAUAAUAUCCCAAUAAAGCACAUACAACUUUAUGGUUGUUAAGUGAUGAAAUAUGGAAAAAGUUCAAGGAGUCUGAAUACUUCUGCAAAGCACUGCACAUAAUACAGAUAUUAUUAAAUAAAUGUAACAUUAUAUCACCGAAGAUUAAGAUUUUAGAUGAAGUUACCGGCAGAAAUAUUUCUCAGAAAACAUCACUUGACCUCAAUGAGGGAAUUCAAUUAAAAGUAUAUUUUUAUAGUCCUAAAGGCAGAUGUUUUUUCAAGUAUUUUCAGCGCUCUUGAUGCUGUAUAAAAGCUUCAAACUUUAGGUACCGAGCCAAUUGAUGUUAUAUCAUAGUGCUGCCAAAUGCAGUUAUUGGGCAGAAGGCAGUAAAAAGACAUGGCAACCUUUUUUGAUUAAGGUAUCUUGAAAUCCAUAUGCUCAUACACUAACGCACACACACCACACAUACACGCAAACUUUAAAGAUCUCACUUUUAGAGAAGAAGCCAAAUCCAGGGAACAGUUUCCACACAUGCAGAGUUUGUGCAGCCCUCUUGUAUGUUACCAUUAUUUAUGUAUAUUUUUUGUGCACAUGUCAUUACGCCCAGUUGUAUUAUCGUUUUGGCAAAAGCAUAUUAGCACCUUCUUUGUUAAUUGAGAUGAUUUUCAGAUAAUUUUAUUUCAGAUGUCAAUUUAUAAACAAAUACUCAUCAUAUUUUAUCAUCCGUAUAAAGUAUUAGGACAUUUUUGUAUGAUUGAGGGGCACUUCAUGUGACGGCUUGUAACGUUUCCUCUUAUGUAAAAAAACAAAACAAAACCUGAUCUUUUGAAAUGUUGUAAUAUAUGUGGUAGUGAAGAUACAAAGCUAUUACGAAGUUCUACAAGCUGUAUAUACAAUGGAGAAAUAGGGCUUUCAAUUUGUAGAAGCAGGAGAUACAUUUAUACACGUAAAGUCUUUUUCUGAGACCGUAAUUUAUCUCAUUUGAAAUACAGCGAAAACGGGCUAACGGUGUUCAUCAUGUAAAUUAUCAUAUGUAAUGUUAUGUAACGUUUUUUUUUUUUUAUUCUUCUGGUCUGAGGUUAAACAAGUUCAUGAUCAAAUCAUCAUUUUUUAUUUUAUAAGGCUGAAUCAGUGUUUGCUAUAAACAACAAAUUAUUUAUAUACACUGACCGUAUUAAGGUACUUGAUUGCCUGUGUUACUGUUUUGCUAUAGUGCGGUUGAAACCAGAUACUUAGAUACACAUGUUUUUUUUCUCACUUAAAUUAGAUAAAAUAAGAUCAAAUAUUUUUUGAUUUAGGUGAGGGUUAACAAUUAUUUCUAUUUGCUUAAGACCACAAUAAUGAGAUUUUUUAAAUGUUUUUUGUUCUUUACAUUACGUUAAAUUCAGAAGUUUACUUACAGUCCUUUUAUAUGUGGUAGAAUUACCUUUUAAAUUAUGAGAUUUGGGUCAAAUAUUUCCAGUAGUCUCGUACACGCUUCUCACGAUAGUGUGUUAAAAUUUUGGCCCGGUGCAACUGGGUCGAGUUUAUACGCUGCCUUUUACAUACUCACACAUACUCACACACACACACACACACACACACACACACCUUUUCAGCUCUUCCCACAAAUCAUCUAUCGGACUAAGAACAGGGCUCUGUGAUGGCAGCACUCCAAACGAUUGGCUUUGUUGUCUUUAAGCCACAUUGUGACUAAUCUGGCGGGAGGCUUAGGACGGUGGUCCAUUUGAGAGACCGAUUUCCUGGUUGAUGUCUUAAAUUGUUGCUGAUACUUGCAAAUGAUUAGAUGAACGUGGCAAUUUAAGGCAUCUGGGCAUUGUACCUAAUGCCGAACCGGACUGGUGGAUAUUUUGGCUGAUUAGCUUUGAUUUUCCCAUGAAGCCCCACAUGGAAACAGUGCGUUUGAGGUGUUGCCUUAAAGUAUAUCCACAUGUGUUCACUUGCAGAAGCUUCCAAAGCCAUGCAUCAUCAUCUGGGCUUUCCCAAAUUGUUUCAAGUCAUAAGCUUAAUGUAUGUAAAUUUCAAAAUUUAAAGAAAUUAAUACAAAAAUAUAUAUAAAAAAAAAAAAACCUUAUUUGGGAACUUAGCAAAUAGAAAUAAUUCUGCUAAUCUUACCUGGCCUAAAACAGGUAAAGUUUAGUCUGACCUAACAGCAGAUGAUGAAGGAAAAAAAAAGGUUAUUUGUCUUUUAAAGUAAUGUAUGUAAACAUUUGAUUUUUACUUGUAACCUGGACAACAACAGCAACAAAAAAAUUCCACAAAUCAAUCACAUAUCAACAACACGUGUACUCUUUAUUCAGUAUAUCUAUAUAUGAUGUUGGAUGCCUUAAUACACCAGUGUUUAAACAAUUUAAUUAGACUUGAAGAUGAUGUCUCCACGGAGACAAGGUGUAUUGUAUUUCCCCCCCUACACACCACAUCUCUUUCCUCGUUUUGAAGCAUAAUUUUGUUACGGUAACCAGGGUCAAAGUUAUGCAAUAAUGAUAAAUAGUGCCUCAUAUCACAAACUUGUAAUAUCACCCGCUCUGUGCAGCGUUUCGACUCCAACACGUGUUCUCUUAAUUGCUACAUUUCAAAAGGGGAAAUAAUGGUUUCUUUUUAUUAUGAAUAUUAUUUCGAGAUAAAAAGCACAGACAACAAUAUGCAAGUCGGACCUCUAACGUUGAACCUUCUCUUCGCACUGAGCCUUAUAUCAUGGUGUCAAAUGCAGCGUCCCACUGUAACACUCUCACCAGUUUGAAGCACACAUCAUUACUUUGGCUGCAAUAAGUCCUCCUCCAUAAGGGGAAUAAACCUGAGUUACAAAGGCUUCUGGUUGUUUCAGCUUCAGCGCAGUGAUUUCAUAUUAGGCCAUGAGGAAUCAAACCCGCAGCUGGGUAGUUUGAUGCCUUUGUUAAUGAUUUGAGACGUUUGAUCGGUUAAAUAAAUAUUUAACUUUCUGUGUAACAUCUGAUUUUGGAUUUUUGUUUUCUGAUUUUGAAAACUUAAGUAGUGAAGCCAAUGCCUAUGUUUCAAGUUUGCUAAUAUUACGUACAGUAAUUGUUGUUCCUGUAUUUAUGUAAAGUGAGUGUUGUGUAAAUAUAUUCAGAUCUUUUCAUUCUUACCGUGAGAAAAAAUGUGAUAUUGCUUCAAAAGGGAGAUUCUGCUAAUGGGAAAAAAAAGACAUUUUUAAUCCUGGUAUUUUUAAAAACUUUUAAAAACAGGUGUCAUUUUGUUUUCUCUUUUUUUCCUGUUACGGUUUUAUUUCCUCCAAAAGUUGUUUAAGUAACAAGUCAGUGUUUUGCCUUUUAUUUCCUGUAUUUUUUCAUAUGGAUGGAGCUGUGAAAUUAAGAUAAAUUCAAACAUAUACAUGUAUAUUGAAAUGAAUGGAGGCAUGAAGGUUAAUAAAGUUGCAUUUUGUAUGUAACACUA